UACUCGAAUUAGUAUAGUACAGUUAUUUCGUGUGUUAAAAUCAAAGCAAGAAAAUCAAAGUGUUUCUAUAAUUCUUAAAUUGGAAAUAAAAUAAUUUAAAUUUGUAUAGUAAGAAAAUUAAGAAUAAUGUCUUUGCCAUUGCUAUUGAGUGUCCUCCAGGAUAUUGAAAAUUCGGAAUCGUCGAACUUUUCGCCAAUUUACGGAGGAGAUUUCGGACUUGGACUUCAACCACGUCACAUUCAUCGUCCUCAAACUCAAGCCUCGAUUCGACUUCCUCUAGCUGUAGCUUUAGCUGCAGGAAGACUCGGAGAACGACGAUCUGAGGGUAAAGGAGAUGGAGUAGUAUCGAAUAUUGGAAAAGAUGGAUUCCAGGUGUGCAUGGACGUUCAGCAUUUUAAGCCAAGUGAACUGUCGGUGAAAGUUAUUGAUAAUUCUAUUGUGGUUGAGGGAAAGCAUGAGGAGCGUGAAGAUGACCAUGGGUAUAUUUCUAGACAUUUCGUUCGACGAUACGCUCUGCCAAAGGAUUACGAUGCCGAUAAAGUAGUAUCGGCAUUAUCAUCUGAUGGAGUCUUGACUGUGAGCAUUCCAAAGCCAAAAACUGAAACUGAAAAACCUAACGAGAGAGUCAUUCAAAUUCAACAAACAGGUCCAGCUCAUUUGAAUGUGAAGGAAAACGGAGAGGAUAAGGCUGAGAAGGAGAGUGCCACAAAUGGUGACCAGUAAAUUUCAUUUGAAAUCAAUUCACGUUGACUAUGAAAAAAGAAGUUUAUGUUAUUUGCAAUAUGAGUAUUUAUAUAUUUAUACCUAAUAUAUUAUGUAGUAUGAAGGGUUCUUUCGAGAACCUCAUUUUGUUCUAGAAUUCAUAUUAUCGUAGAACAUACAAAAAUAAAUAUUAAUGUUUAAUGUUAUUUGUCUAUUAAAUAUAUUCUCUUACAAUUCCAAUAUUAAAUAAUGUGUAACACACUUACAUAGUAUCUAAAUAUAAUUUAUAUUAAUUAAGGUACAUACAAAAGAACAACAAUAUGGAUGUGGAAUCUUAGAUAAUAAAUAUAACAUUGAUGUUUAUCAAAAUAAUAUAA
Messenger RNA from Eupeodes corollae, 1079 nucleotides. RefSeq names its product heat shock protein 23-like. Gene Ontology annotation, molecular function: protein folding chaperone. NCBI's taxonomy places the organism in Eukaryota, Metazoa, Arthropoda, Insecta, Diptera, Syrphidae. Gene Ontology annotation, biological process: protein refolding; response to heat. The record is from RefSeq and is a predicted model, not a curated record. Bases 127 to 723 code for a protein of 198 amino acids. The transcript has a single exon.